UCUGAUGCAUCAGUUAUAAGUCGUACGCAGACGUCUGGGGCGCGUUCUUGGGUCCGUUUGACUGUCACUUCAACCCUUCCAUCACUUUGCUCUAUGAUUUUGACAGCAAGAUGAAGCCUUCAGUAUCAGCAGCCUUGAGCUUGUGUGGCCUCCUUUCGGGUAUCUCGCAGACAGUGCAUGCCUUGUCUGGGACUGCGGCGAGCAUCUCUACAACCACGCCAACUCCAACCUGCUUGCCCCGAUAUCUGGGAGCCAAAUCGAGCGAGAAACAAGCCAGCCCGCCGUGGGGUAACCGUACAUGCGAAUCUGAUCCUGAGAAUGUGCCUGACACUGGCGUCGUACGAAAAUAUGAGUGGACGAUACAACGAGCUGUCCUAGCACCGGAUGGAUUUGGUAUGUUACAUCAACCUUGAGCCUUGCCAUCAGGUGGUCUCUUUUUCGGUCGACCGAGGCAGAUCGGCUUUUGGGCUUCUUCUUUCUUUUUCUUUUUCUUUUCUUCUUAUUUUUGCCUUUUCCUGCUAGGCACUGAUCGUAAUCGUU
Molecule: messenger RNA, 540 nt
Organism: Colletotrichum acutatum
Lineage: Eukaryota; Fungi; Ascomycota; Sordariomycetes; Glomerellales; Glomerellaceae
Exons: 2
Coding region: 111-413 (100 amino acids)
Source: RefSeq, a predicted model, not a curated record